This is a messenger RNA of Labeo rohita (rohu), 1764 nucleotides long. RefSeq names its product secretion associated, Ras related GTPase 1Ab (gene sar1ab). Gene Ontology annotation, biological process: membrane organization; vesicle organization; intracellular protein transport. Bases 175 to 771 code for a protein of 198 amino acids. Gene Ontology annotation, cellular component: COPII vesicle coat; endoplasmic reticulum exit site. Lineage: Eukaryota; Metazoa; Chordata; Actinopteri; Cypriniformes; Cyprinidae. Gene Ontology annotation, molecular function: GTPase activity; GTP binding. The transcript is spliced from 7 exons. The record is from RefSeq and is a predicted model, not a curated record.
AACGUUUAGCAACCAGAUGCCAACACAUUAACCUACAAUCGAUCUGAGACCACCCUAUGCAGCUACGCAGUUCCGGUUAAACGUCAAAUUCGGGCUGUUUUUUAGCAGCGGAACACAGACCGGACUGACUGGUCUACAACAGAAGCAGACCCUUCCAGGGAACAGGCUGCAAAAAUGUCUUUCAUAUUUGAUUGGCUGUACAGAGGAUUCAGCAGUGUGUUACAAUUAUUAGGACUAUAUAAAAAGUCCGGGAAAUUAGUUUUUCUCGGAUUAGACAAUGCUGGGAAAACAACAUUAUUGCACAUGCUUAAAGAUGAUCGACUUGGGCAACAUGUUCCAACACUUCACCCUACAUCUGAAGAACUGACUAUUGCUGGGAUGACUUUCACAACAUUUGACCUGGGUGGACAUGCUCAAGCAAGAAGGGUUUGGAGGAAUUAUCUUCCGGCAAUAAAUGGGAUAGUGUAUCUUGUUGACUGUGCUGAUCAUGAACGCCUACUAGAAGCCAAAAUUGAGUUGGAUGCCCUCUUAACUGAUGAAACCAUCUCCAAUGUGCCAAUCCUUAUUUUGGGAAAUAAAAUCGACCGUCCAGAAGCAAUUAGUGAGGACGCACUGAGAGGAAUGUUUGGACUUUAUGGACACACCACAGGAAAGGGGAAUGUAUCCCUAAAAGAACUCAAUCUGAGGCCAAUGGAAGUCUUUAUGUGCAGUGUGUUGAAGAGACAAGGAUAUGGUGAAGGUUUUCGAUGGCUUUCUCAAUAUAUUGAUUAACAUAGAGUGUUUAUUAAACCAAAAUCCUGUUUAUCCUUAUUUAUUAAUUCAUUAUUUAUCUUACAAUAAAAACUUGUAACCAGGGGUGUUAUAUAUUAUUGGAGCCUAUAAAAUUCAGUGUGGUGAUAGAGAAGUAUCUAAGAUAUGCAUUCAUUCAAGCUACAGUAGCAAUUACUUAUGCAAGUCAUGUUUACCUUAGCAGUAAUUUAUGCUGUUUCCUUUUCUAAAAGCAGGGAUAGAAAUACAGUUUGUUUAAACAGUUGACUGAGCUGGGUUAUUUUAAGAGAUGGCAUCAAGUUCCAAAAGACUUUUUUCAAUCCAGUGUCAAUAUUAUACCACGCGAAAGGUAAACAUACCGUCGAACAUGUGAAUGUGAAGGAUUUUAAUCAGGUGAACAUCACUCGUGCUGUGAUGAUUCCGAUGUGAAAUCAUCAGAUUAUACAGAAUCAGUGUUUUUGUUUUCAUGUUACAUUACCUCAGUGCCUUAAUGUUGGUGGGUUUUCCUAGUUCUGUAUUUCCCACCUGUUCAAAGAAAAAACGUCUGAAGUGAUUUAGUGUGGAUUGCCAAUGUAUACAUGCUUGCUUAUCAAAAUGACCUGAGAUUUAAAAUGAAAUAUUUCUAAAAGUACAAAUGUUUGAUCUGUAUGUAGUAUUUUGAUACAUUUAAGACUGUGCUUAUGUAGCACUCAGUGCCAGUGAUGUGUCUACAUUAGCCUGUUUCAACACUAAACUACCUGGCUGUGCAAUGAGUACUUUUUGACUGUCAUCUGUGACUUAUUUGCAGUUAUGGCAUGAAAGUACAUAGGCUUUUUAAUUCAUGAAUUCAAUAUAUGCCUGUGCAAUAGAAAAUGUGUCAUAUUACUAGGUCACUUUUACCCUUGUAAAUAGGCUUAUGUUUGCUUAUCUUUCAAAAUGGCUAAUUAUGUACAUGCCACCUGUAGCACUUUGCAUUUAUUCACUGAAGCAACAAAAAUAAAGAUAUUUUGAAUUUGC